GAUUCAGAGUCUUCAUUAAGAUUCUAUUUUUUUGUUUUUUUGUUUUUUUCAAUAUUAAAUAUAUAAAUAUGAAAAUGACUAUAUGGAUAAUAAUAUUUUCCAGUUUGUUUAUUUAUGAAUAUAAUGCAGAAAAAACUCAAUGUGGAAGUGUGACUUGUGAUGUUGGAGAAAGUUUCUUAUAUGAACGUUAUUGUUGCAAAAACUCACAUUAUCAAGAUGAUUGUUGCAAGAAAGUUCGUUGGAAACCAAUCACCAUUACUGUAUGUGUUGUUAUUGGAGUGUUAAUCCUGAUAUGGAUACUAAGUUGUGUCUUUGGAUUAUGUAAAUGUCUUGCCAAUUGUCUUUGUUGUUGUUUCAAAAGGAACUGAUUAAAAAGUGCCUAUUACUACUUUCUUUUAUUUUUGAAAAAAAAGUUUCGAUAUAUUUUUCAUUCAGAAACUUACAUAACAGUUUUUUGCUACUUAUUAAAGUAAUUCAGUAGUAUAAGUUUGUAAAUAUUAUUUCGUCAAGAUAUCAAAAUUUAUCAUAGAUUUCUCAGGUUAUUUCAUUAACCAUGCAUUCACAUUUACUUGUAAGUCAUGAUUAGUCAGCCUAUUCGUAUGUGUGUUCAUAUAUGUGAAUUGAUAGUAGACUGGGGAAACUGUUUACAUGUUGUUUUUGAUUUUCCGUGAAGUUUAUGUUUAUGAUUUGAUGGAUUUGAAAGUGACCGACUUGGCCUCGUGUGCAGUCGCGGGUAUGGGAGCUAAUAUCACUUCUCGGUUGCUGACACCGUGGAAGGGUAUUUCUUCAGGGACCUGAAAAAGAAGAUGGAUUAGUGUUGGUCUUAACGAC
Messenger RNA from Schistosoma rodhaini, 831 nucleotides. The record is from the annotation of a GenBank genome assembly. Lineage: Eukaryota; Metazoa; Platyhelminthes; Trematoda; Strigeidida; Schistosomatidae.